Molecule: messenger RNA, 2283 nt
Organism: Cyphellophora europaea CBS 101466
Lineage: Eukaryota; Fungi; Ascomycota; Eurotiomycetes; Chaetothyriales; Cyphellophoraceae
Exons: 3
Coding region: 1-2283 (760 amino acids)
Source: RefSeq, a predicted model, not a curated record
AUGGCACGUGUAACUCAUCAGAAAUCUGCCAAGCAGAAUGGCGCUUCAGGUUCUACCAGAGGAGGUCAGAUAGCGAAACAGCGCAACAACAAGAAACAGAAAGUCGUGGUGCAAAGCAGUGCCCAAGGCCAGAAUGGCCCCAGCAGCGUGCUCUCGUUCCACACCGAGCCACCUCCAGGAUAUACCUUCAUACCCGCUGGCAACCCUCAGCUCACGAAUGCGCUCAAAGAAUUUGCAAAGAAGGAGAAUCACAAGAUCUUCUCAGUUUCAACCACACCUCAUGCCACCCGCCAUGAACUCUCUCGCGAAGUCCACCGUAUUGGCUUUCAUUUCCCUACUUCUGUUGUCGCACAGGUAUGCAAUCACUAUGGCAUCCGCUUGACCCGAGAUGGGCGAUUGAUCGAUGAGGACAAAUCCGACAACCUUUUUAUGAAGGUGUAUCAGAAAGGCCAGCUCGUACUCGAUGAAAAGGUCCAAGAUCAAGUGACCAUCAACACUGAGGCCAAAGAAACCAUCAAAGAUUUGUUCCCCAAUAUCCCGGAUAAGGACCUGUUUAAAAUCAUCAAGACCGCAUUUCAGCUUGGUGACGGCAAGGUUGGUACCGCUGAUGAGAUCCCCCUUCACCGCAGAGCAACGCUGUCUGUAGUCGCGCACAUCCGCCACUGCUACACUGAAUAUGACCGACUCUUGCGGAGAAUGCCCUAUAACAAUGCCCGGCAUGAGGUUGAAGGAGAAACCCUGAAAAUCCUUGUCGAGUGGAGGGGUGACGGCAAAGCCGCUGAAGGCGCCAUCAACGAUAUCCUAGACGAUGUAAUUGUUAUCUCGGACGAAGAGGCGAGCGACCCGGAGCCUGAAGGUGUUCAGCAAGUCCGUCACGACGAUCUGAGAGUAGAGGAGCUUGAUGGCAAUGCCUACUGGCCGGCCCAAGCCCGCCCCAUAUCUCCAGCACGUGCCCCUCUUGGAGAAGUCCAUUCGGGAUACCGUUAUCUGCCUCAGGCCGUGCAGCCGUACCGGCUCUCUGAAGCUGAGAUUGCCGCCCGCGAACGCAAUCGCGCUGCCAGAUGGGAGCGAGCCCAACAAGAAUAUCGCCUCGGAAUGUCCCAAGCCGGGCCCUCAUACCAGAGAGUACUUAUCCGCGAACCGUCUCCUGUGCGCCGUCUGAUACCUAUUGAUGAACCACUACCAGGCAGAGCCAUUGAGCGCGAUCAUCAUGGAUCCAUGCUCCAUCGCCCGCAUGAAGUCGAGGUAGGCUUUCAUCCAGCCAGCGUUCCCGAAAUGCUUGCCGGAAUCCACAUCCCCGUUGCGUUCCAGUCUGACGGGUCUGACCUUGUACAGGUACUCUCUCGACCAGAGUCUCCCAUGUAUCCGCGCCCUGCCGGAGUCAGGUACGAAAGGAUGGUGGAUGAUUUCAGACCUCCCCCUCCAGCCUUUCAGCCACAGUCCAGACCACCCACGCCUUCUGGAGGCAGGUAUCGUCGACGCUCUGCAAGUCCUAGCGGAGGUGAUGAAAACAUUGUCCCUUCUAUUGAAGGACCGAAUGGUGGUUAUUCGCCAAGUAUUGCACGCCAAAACGAGGUUGCUCGAGCACGGAAUCAGCAAGUCGCCGCAGGUUAUCGCGAUAGACGUGAACAGCCAGAUCGCAGAGGCAGCCCGGUCAACUUCAACAACGCCGAUGACACCAGAUACCGCCGGACUGAAGGUGAGCUGGCCAACACCAAUCCUUUUCACAGCACUCUUGACCGGCCGAGAGUGUUUCGAGACCUGUCUCCACGAGUUUCAGAAGCCGGAACUCGUCCUUUGGACCCGCAAGCAAGCGCCCGGCGCAUUAUCUUAGCAGCAGAUGAUUUGAGAUAUGACCACAUACGCAGUCAACAUCCACCUCGGCUCAAUCCUUUCCAGGAUCGUAACGCUCAAGAAGUGCGUCGCUUGGAGCCAUUGCCACCGCCAGCGCCCUUCGAGAUACUGCGGCGACCGAACCCGGAGACUCCUCCCAGACGGAUAUUGGAGCCAAUUCCGGCCGACGACCCUUAUUCGGAUGCUGGACCUCAAAGAUACCGAGAAUACGUUCCUGCACCAGAGCCUUACUAUACCUCUGCUCCUCCAUCCACAUAUACACCGGCCGAGCGACGCGUGGUUUAUGCUAAUCCACCCGAGGACUACGUUAUCGAGCGCCGUCACGGCAAUGGCAUGAAUAACGUCAUGCCUGUUUUUCCACCUUCAGUCCCAGCUAACGGCUUUGCCAGAUAUGAGCCGCUACCAGGAACGAACUACACGCGCCGCUAG